AUGAAUCUGGCCAACACGACCCAGCUCGAAAGUUGCGAGAGUUUAAUACGCCUAUUGAACCUAUCGAUUGUACAACUGAUGUAUCGAUCUCUGUGCAAAGAGCGAUCAGCAUUUACGGAUAAAGAAUUCACUGGUGAUGCCGUAAUUGUUAUGUAUAUUGGACAUGGUGAAGAAGAACACGUCUUGAUUAAGUAUGGUGCCAAUAAAGUAGACUUAGACGAUGAUAUUAUUAAGUUUCUCCCUGAAGAUUUAAAGGAAGAAGUGAUUAAUGCCAGAACCAAAUGUAAGGAACAUGUAUUUCUCUUUGGUAUGUCACCCAUGGACGAUGAGCACUACAAUAAAAACAUUGGGGCAGCAUAUAUUAUCUGUUCGAGUAGUGAAGGUUAUGAGGCUUAUUAUUAUGAGUUUGUCAAAGGGAUUUCUACAACAAUAUUUGGCCGCGUAUUUAUGCAGUGCCUGGCUCAGCAUGCGUGCACACUUAAUUUGCAACAACUAUUUAACAAGACCUAUGCUGAUAUGGCCACCAUAAGUGUUAUAGAACAACGGCCUGUUAUGCGCCAAUUCAAUGUCACCAAGGACUUAUAUUUUAACCCUGGCCUGCCUGAAAAUGUGGACAAUUAACUCACAAAAACACAACAAUCUUAAUUAACUGGAUAUAAAUUUAGUGAAAAAUUAAAAUUAUUUUACUACAUUAAGUUCUAAAUUCAAAAUUAUCCAACAAUUUCCAAAACUUUCACUCAAUUUUAAUCCAGA
Messenger RNA from Oppiella nova, 753 nucleotides. Lineage: Eukaryota; Metazoa; Arthropoda; Arachnida; Sarcoptiformes; Oppiidae. The record is from the annotation of a GenBank genome assembly.